ACAGAAGAGCGCAUCAAAAAGUUAGGGUUCUGUAUCAACGAAACAAAAGGCGAUAUUUUUGAUUCGUGAGGAGGCGAUGGGUGAAUUUGAAGGUACGAUUCAAGUUUUGUUUCUCUCGUGUUUAUAUAAUUUACUCUCGCCUACAAUUUUACAUGUAACAGGCUGGAAUCGCUGGGUGGAACCUGCGUUUUUGCUGUGGAAGCCUGAGGAUCCUGAUUAUGAGAGACCUGUGUACGAUCCGGAAAAGGCUAAGUUUACUGCACAGGAAGAGCUUGACAGAAUGCGCGAAGAAGUUAAUCAGAGCGAUGGUUUUGAUAUUGAUUUCGAUUACUAUCGCUGCGUUUUCAACUACCAUCGUGCUUAUCUCGAUGAUGCUGAAUUUGGUGAAUUUGGUGACGAGCCGGAAACCACUGAGGAUUUUCUUAGGAGGCUCUCUCAAAAAUCCCUUGAUGACUACAAUGUAGAGGAGAAGAGAGAAUUCGAGUUUGUCAGGGUUGUUAAAUCCAAUUUCCACUUCUCUGCGGGACUUAUGUUUCUGAUAACAUUUGAAGUUGUUGAUCCUUAUGAUGGUGAGAUCAAACCCUUCCAAGCAAGGGUACGCUACCUCAACGAUACCUUCACUGAGUACAUCUUCUGCAGGCCAAAAACCAGUGCUGGAGUGGAAUACUAUGGGAAGGCCAAGGCACAUGUCGCCAAAAAGCAAAGAUUGGAGUCGGAACUUUUAUAUGCUACAAGUAUGGUGACUAGUGAGAACUGAGAGCUCUCUUGUUUCCUUAUCUAUUUUGUGUCCUAAAUGUGUGACUUUAGCUUGUGUUUCUUAACACUCAAGUGUGACUUUACUUCUUGUGUUCCUAUUGAAUAAUAGACUUGUAAUGUUUCUUUUGUUGCUCGCCCUCUUUUAGACGUAUUUCAAGUGUUCUUUUAGAGGCCAUUCGUUUUGAUAUAAG
Messenger RNA from Eruca vesicaria subsp. sativa (arugula), 947 nucleotides. NCBI's taxonomy places the organism in Eukaryota, Viridiplantae, Streptophyta, Magnoliopsida, Brassicales, Brassicaceae. The record is from the annotation of a GenBank genome assembly.